Cryptosporidium ubiquitum is the source of this 1212-nucleotide messenger RNA. RefSeq lists its product as uncharacterized. The record is from RefSeq and is a predicted model, not a curated record. NCBI's taxonomy places the organism in Eukaryota, Apicomplexa, Conoidasida, Eucoccidiorida, Cryptosporidiidae. Bases 1 to 1212 code for a protein of 403 amino acids. The transcript has a single exon.
AUGUCAAACUUGAAUAACUUAGCAUUGCAAUUGGUCCAAAUUCUUAACCAACAUAGUAGUGAUGGUGGACCGCAAAGUGCUGUUUCAUCUAACCAAACAGACACAGCAAAUAAGUUUUUGCUUGAGCACUAUAAUAAUUACUUCUUACCAUAUAUUUCCAGAAUAGGAAACGAACCUAUUUUGAGCAAUACCUGUAACCAAAAUUCCACUUCAAUUGAUCAAUUGUUGGUAUCGUAUCCAAAUAAUGGUUUAACAAUUAAUUCGAUUAUGAAUUAUGACCAAUCUGGAAACCUAAAUUCGCCUUCACAAUCGGUUGAUCAGGAACAAUUAAAUUUAAAACAAAAUUUAGAUUCAUCAGCCUACAAUUCAGGAAUAAAAUCUAAACAACUUUUGCUUACCUUACAAAACCAAACUCCAUUGAUUGGGCUACAAAGCACUCCUAUGGAAGUUUCAAGGGCACAGAUUUCAAAUUCUUCUCCUCAACAAGUUAUUCCACUUAAUAUAUUAAACAAUAAUUUAAAUAAUUGGGCAGAAUCUGCUCUUUCAUCUUUGCUAGAUAAACCGGACAUGCUGAUGAAUUUAAUGCGACUUGGUGCUGCCAGCAUUAUGGCAUCUUAUUAUGGGCAAACACAGAACCCAACAGGUGUAAAUAUUUUCCAACAAAGCUCUCCACUAAUUUAUAAUAUGUCUCUUUCACCUAAACAAACCGAAACACCUUGUAUCAACAAUAUUGGCCCAAUAGAGAUGAACUCUUCAACUAUGGCAUUUACUCCAGUAAAGUCACCUUCUACAGAAAAAACUGAACACCAAACCCCAGUAUUUACACCCAAUGCAUCUCAACAAUUUUCAGAUGAAUUAGUUUUCUAUAACUUUCUUGAGCAGAGUAGAAAACUUUCAUGCGAUAUUAAGAAUCAGAAUGAAAAAAAAAAUUUAUCUACUAACAAAAGUAAUGGGCAAACUAUUAGAAAAAGUUGUGCUGGGAGGCCACGUUUAGACCGUUCAGAUUGGUGUUGUAGUUUAUGUAGGUGCAUUGAAACAGCACAGUGGAGAUAUCUUAGAAAUACCAUAGAGAAUAAUCAAAACAAUAUUUGUCAUCGUGGUAAAAUCCUGGUUUGUAACGCUUGCUAUUUAAGAGUGUCUAAGGAAAACAAAAUUAGACAAAAAAUAAAUACCUUUAAAUUGGAAGGAAACGUAAAAAUAGACGAUACUUAG